AUAUUCACUCUUAUUCAAUAUUCAGUGUUCAAUAGUCUUUUUAGGCUUUCUCGUUCUCGUUUUUUUUUCUUUUCUUUUCUUUUUUUUUUUAAUUUCCCACCGAUCCGAUUUUUCUCCCAAAUUCACAUACUUCCGAUCAUCUUCUCCGAUUCCCAAAUCCAUGGCAAGAGGCGCUUCUCAAUCCCAAUCCUCAACCUCCUCUGGCUCUACCGCUAGACCUGGCGUUGUCGCUCCUCGCGGCUCUGCGGCGGCCACAGCUGGCCUCCGCCGCCGCCGUCCCGGCUCUACUUCUGCCACCGCCUCUACUGGACUCGUAGGCGGCGGAUCAAGCGGCGGCGGAAACAUGCUGAGAUUCUACACUGACGAUGCUCCAGGCUUAAAGAUUUCUCCCACUGUCGUCCUCGUCAUGAGCCUCUGCUUCAUCGGCUUCGUCACCGGCCUCCACGUCUUUGGUAAGCUCUACCGUGCACGAUCCGCCGCUGGAGUUUAAUUCUAUGCUCAUUUUGUUUACCGUGCUUUUUCCCUUCCCGAUCUUUUCAUUUCCUAGAUUAAAUGUUCAAGUAUCUCUGUAAAUUUCACAAUCGUUGUUGUACUUUUUUGAGUUUUCAAUUCCAUCACUGUUGUGGACGUAUCAAAGGUAGCAAGAUCGUUCUUUAGCUGAUAA
Cucumis melo (muskmelon) is the source of this 664-nucleotide messenger RNA. RefSeq names its product protein transport protein Sec61 subunit beta. The transcript has a single exon. The record is from RefSeq and is a predicted model, not a curated record. Gene Ontology annotation, cellular component: Sec61 translocon complex. NCBI's taxonomy places the organism in Eukaryota, Viridiplantae, Streptophyta, Magnoliopsida, Cucurbitales, Cucurbitaceae. The coding region runs from base 161 to 490 and encodes 109 amino acids. Gene Ontology annotation, biological process: intracellular protein transport.